Messenger RNA from Synchiropus splendidus (mandarinfish), 3700 nucleotides. It is a transcript of the gene usp37, whose product is annotated as ubiquitin specific peptidase 37. Gene Ontology annotation, molecular function: cysteine-type deubiquitinase activity; cysteine-type endopeptidase activity. Gene Ontology annotation, cellular component: nucleus; cytosol. Gene Ontology annotation, biological process: G1/S transition of mitotic cell cycle; protein deubiquitination. The record is from RefSeq and is a predicted model, not a curated record. Lineage: Eukaryota; Metazoa; Chordata; Actinopteri; Syngnathiformes; Callionymidae. The coding region runs from base 206 to 3055 and encodes 949 amino acids. The transcript has 24 exons.
CGUUCCCGCCAUCAUCGCGCUGCGUCGUGUGCGGCUUCACUGUCAACAAGAGCAAGUGAAUGCCGGCGAAACUAUCUUUCGGCCCACAGAGGACCCUCCAAAUCCGACUGCGUGCUUCAGCAGUUCCAAGACGAGCGUGCGUUAUUCUCAGGUUUGUGUGACCGAAGGUCCUGGAUUAUUAAGUGCCCUACCCGGACUGUAAGCCAUGGCCACCACAGUGCCCAAACUCUCCAGUGGCAGCGCAGUCAAGAUCCGCUUUAAUAGCCUUGAACUCGGCACCUCCAAGUGGAAAGAGGGAACUUUUGAGAUCCUAGAGAAGGACAACAAGGUCAAUUUAAGUCUGCUGUUCAACCAUGGAACAGCCAAAAACAUCCAGCUCAACCAGAACGUGAAGAGUGUCAGUCAAAACCUGACCAGAAUCAGCGUGACCCUGAAAGACAACAGCAUAAUCACUCUGGAUAAGAUGUCUCCUAAUUUGUUGCAAAAAACAAAAGAGUGUCUGGAGAAGCUGAAGCAGGGAAAAACUUCUGUCUUAAAAUCCACCCACGGCAGCGCCAACUUCAGCAUGCUGAGCAAUCGCUCGGGGAAAAAUGAGACGGGUCAUUCAGGAGAGAAACAGAGCACUCCCCGACGACAGAGCACUGAGGGCCGGGAUGAUGCGACGCCACGGAAGCCUCUGGGAAGCCCAAGCCGGGCCACUUCUACUCCUUCUCGCGCUGGACUUUCUGAGAACAGGGGUGAGAAGAGGAAGAGGCUCCUCAACUCCGAAAGUGACUUAACUGAAGACUACCCGAAGGAAAAUGACUCCUCGAGCAACAAUAAAGCAACUUCUGAGCCUUCCAGGAAGUUUCUGCUGAGCUGCAAAGAGAAGCUGAAGCAGGCAGAGGAGAACAGGAGUUCAGCUCCCCUGGGCUCCAGUCCCCUUCAGCCCAGUUCCUUCUACGGUCGCUCCGUAACCAAAGACUAUGGCCAGAGCCACUCCAUUUUUGAGCGUGACUCCAGGCCGUCCAGCACCUCACAAGUGAGCUCUGCAAAGAGAAGCCUUCUGCAGCCAAACCACUCAACGCCCUUCAAGAAGUCCAGACCGUCCCUGGACUACGGCGGCUGGAACAAGCAGAGACCCUCCGCUCUGACACAGCCUCCAUUGCAGGGGUUUUCAAACUUGGGCAACACCUGUUACAUGAAUGCCAUCCUGCAGUCGCUGUUCAGUCUCCCGUCCUUCUCUAAUGAUAUGCUGAGGCAGAGCAUUCCAUGGAAGAAGGUGCCCAUCAACGCACUGCUCAGGCGGUUUGCUCACCUCAUGGUAAAAAAGGACGUGGGUUGUUCAGAGACAAAAAAGGACCUGCUGAGGAAAGUCAAAAAUGCCAUCUCCUCCACCGCUGAGCGUUUCUCAGGAAAUGCACAGAAUGAUGCUCACGAGUUCCUGAGUCAGUGUCUGGACCAGCUGAAGGACGAUGUCGAGAGGAUGAACAAAAGCUGGACGAACGAAGCCACAGCGUCCUCGUCCCCUUCGCGGUCUUCUGAGAUUGCUCCCGAUCAGGCAGCAAAGCUGGAGCCCGGCGAUGAGGUGGAUACGUCUCGUGUCUACACGUGUCCAGUGGCUGUCAACAUGGAGUUUGAAGUGCAACACACCAUCACCUGCAAAUGUUGUGGCGAGGUGGUGACCAAGAGAGAGCAAUUCAAUGACUUGUCCAUCGACCUGCCACGGCGAAAGAAGACGUUGCCGCUGCGCUCCAUCCAGGACUCUCUGGACCUCUUCUUUCGGAUGGAGGAAAUUGAAUAUUCGUGUGAAAAGUGCAACGGAAAAGCAGCGACUGUUACUCAUAAAUUCAGCAAGCUACCCAGGGUUCUGAUCCUUCACCUGAAGCGCUACAGCUUUAAUGCCCAGCUCUCCAUGAACAGUAAACUGGGCCAGCAGGUGGUGAUACCACGCUACCUGACCUUGCUUUCCCACUGCACAGAGUCCACGCGGCCCCCCAUCACCCUUGGCUGGAGCUCACAGGCUUCCAUGUCCAGAGCGCUCAAGUCAUCAACACUUUCCAACUCCACGUCAGCUCCUCCACGGCGAGUCGGCGGGAAGACUGCCAACACUAUUCUCCUGGACUCCGACAGCGAGGAGGAACCGACCAGAAAAGGCAACACAACGCGAAGACGACAGCUCAGCAGUUGUCUGUCUGAAGAUGGCGACCGACCAGAAGAGAAGGGAGCCGUGAUGGAUCCUGCUGACUUCAGCGGCAUCAACGACGACGAAAUGUUGGUGGCAGUGUUGGAGAUGAGUCGCCAAGAGGCAGCGCUGUCUGCACCGGCUUCGCUUGACGACGAGCCCACCAGCAGCCCAGACACUGGGUUUGGAGACGCAGAUGCUCACGACCUGGCGUAUCACGCUGAGCUGAUGGACCCUGACAGCAAGCAGCCUGCGGAUGGGCUCAACUCCCUGGAUUUGACCAUGGAUGAAAAUAAAGAGAACCAGACUCCCGAGGGGCCCGGCCAGCAGGGGGAGCUGGACUGGGUUCAGCAGUACCGACUGGAUCAGGAGAGGGAGGAGCAGGAGCUGCAGCAGGCGCUGGCUCAAAGUCUGCAAGAGCAUGAGGCUCAGGAAAUGAGGGAGGACGACGACCUGAAGAGGGCGACGGAACUCAGCCUGCAAGAGUUCAACAACUCCCUGCCUGACCUCCUGUGCUCGGAUGAAGACUCUGGGAACGAGGAGCUGCUGGACAUGGAAUACACCGAGGCGGAGACGGAGAGCCUGAAGAGGAACGCAGAGAAUGGCGACCUGUCCAACUCCUUCCGUCUCAUCAGUGUGGUCAGUCACAUUGGCAGCAGCUCGUCCUCUGGUCACUACAUCAGCGACGUGUACGACAUGAAGAAGCAGUCGUGGCUGACCUACAACGACCUGGAUGUGUCUCGCACGCACGAGUCAGCUGUCCAGAGCGACCGGGACCGCAGCGGCUACAUCUUCUUCUACAUGCACAAGGACGUGUUUGAGCAGCUGUCAGAGAUGGAGAGAACCGGAGCUUCUGCAGAGGUGGGAAGGAGCGUCCUGCAGCCCCUCUGAGCCUCCACAAGAGUCUCUCCUGUUGGCGUGUAACUACUGAUGCCCCAGUGGUCUGGUGCUCCUUCACAGCGUCAGCACGGCGGCAAACUUCCAUCAGUUUUCCUUUGUGUUGAUUUGUCUUUGGCUCACUGCAAACCCUUUAUUUCAACUAAAGACAUGUAAAUAUGGGUCAUAAUCUAAUUUCUAGAAGGUUCUAUUGUGUUUGGUGGUUCGGUGCAAUAUUCAUGUUGAUUGAAAGUGGCCGCUUCUGCGCGCGCGCGUGUGUAGCAUCGUCAGGUUCUCUAAAAAGCAGUCGGAUACUGAACCAGGUGUGUGUUUCUACUGGCUGCUGUGUGCCUCCUAUAGAAAAUCAAGUUUUAUAAAUGUUGUAUAUGAGCUUUACUUUGUUGCACAAGCGUUUCUGAAUGUUUUGUCAGAUUAGACUUCUUUUCUAUUUAUUCGAGUGGAAGUUCCGCAAGGCGACCUUGCAGAUGGACUUGUGCCGACUUGCCGUUUUGUUGCUUUACUGUAAGAAAAUGCACAGCUGAAACCCGAAUCAUCACUUUGUGCUGACACGGCAAAAAAAUGAGACCCUUUUUUUACCCCCCUUCACUUCUUUCAGUAAAAUUUUAAUAAAGUUAAAAGGUGAAAUGAAGACUUGGUUCU